AUGUCGAAGGGAGACUCUGGAGGUGCCUGGACGUGGUGGUGGCAUGCUCAAGAAGCGAAUGAUGAAAUUUCUAGAGCUACUACAGCACUGCUUGUCAUAGCAAUUGCAGCUCUUAGUUCUUUCUUUUUGUUCAGGAGGCAGAAAAACGUGACCGCUCUGAUGCCGCCGGGGCCCCGAGGCUUGCCGUUCCUCGGGUACCUCCCAUUCCUGGGGACUGACCUCCCCCAGAAAUUUGCUAAGUUGGCUGAGACCUACGGCCUUAUCUACAAACUCCAGCUUGGAAGCAAGUUAUAUGUGGUGGUUAACUCCCCGUCGCUGGCCAGAGAAAUCUUGCGGGACCAGGACUCGACGUUCGCCAAUCGGGACCCAAGCAUCGCCGCUACCAUCGCAACAUACAGCGCAAGGGAUAUUGCCUUCUCAAGCCAGGGGCCUUAUUGGAGGAAUCUCCGCAAACUGUUCGUACGGCAGAUAAUGAGCAACGCGAGCCUUGAUGCCUGUCAUGACAUGAGAAGGCAGGAGGUCAGGAAAGGGUUGAGCGAUCUUUACAGAAAAUCUGGGGUGCCAGUGGAUAUUGGCGAGUGGGCCGUUCUGAUCUUGAUCAAUGCGGUGAUGGCGAUGCUGUGGGGAGGGACGCUUACUGGAGAGAAGUGCGAAGCCAUUGGCGCUGAGUUUCGAAAGCAGUUGCUUGGCUUGACCUGCAAGGAGUGGAAAGGGACAUGA
Eucalyptus grandis is the source of this 720-nucleotide messenger RNA. RefSeq names its product flavonoid 3'-monooxygenase CYP75B137-like. The record is from RefSeq and is a predicted model, not a curated record. The transcript is spliced from 2 exons. Gene Ontology annotation, molecular function: oxidoreductase activity, acting on paired donors, with incorporation or reduction of molecular oxygen; monooxygenase activity; heme binding. The coding region runs from base 1 to 720 and encodes 239 amino acids. NCBI's taxonomy places the organism in Eukaryota, Viridiplantae, Streptophyta, Magnoliopsida, Myrtales, Myrtaceae.